UCAAAACAUACAAGUACUCCAUUCAGUAAUUGUAUUCCCAACGAAAACCAUGUCCAAGCCUCACAACUAUACAAAAGCAAGGCCCAGCCGUCGCCUCCUCCCGUCCAGCACUGGCAGCGAAACGGAGCGCAGUCUGGAGGAUUUGAUUAGUGUCACCAAGCUGCGGAUCAGUGGCACGGACACCGAUGACUGCAGCCACUGCGCGAUGGACAAGACACUUGGAUCCCCACAGCAGUCUGUUCGUGCGGUGGAGGUGGAAGUUCCGCGCCAUCCGCCGUUUGUGGCGCUGGUCGGCAAUCUGCCCAUGGAGACCAGCGAGCGGGAGCUGCGUCAGCUCUUUGCCCAGCACACAAUUCGCUCGCUCAGCCUGCUGCGGCGGGGCAAGCGCCAGCGGGGUGGUGGGGCCCAUGUGGAGCUGGAGACGCGCCAGGAUCUGUUGGAGCUGCUCAAGAAGGAUCAAAUGAUGUGUCGCGGACGUCGCCUGAGCAUCGCUGUGUGCCAGGAUCUGGGCGGUGGCGAGGACCGCUGGAGCAUGCACUCGGAUGGGCGCUGGAGUCGCCGUUCGGCCAGUGGCGACGAUGGCGACGAUGGCGCCUGGAGCCGCCAUUCCGGCAGUGAUGCCGACGAGAGCUCCUCGGAGUGUUCGGCUCGUGUCCGCCUCAGUCAAAGUCUGGGCGAGGCCUCGUCGGGUUCAUCGGUGCACAUCAGCCGCAGUCCCAGCAGCACCGAGGAACUGGAGCGUCGCAUGCACGUUCGCCUCCAAAAGUUGGCCGAUUUCGAGAAUGCCGAGACGGAGCGGGCCCAGAGCUCACAGGCGGAUGAGGGCGAGCCUCCAGCGCCCGUGUCCUGGCUCGAUUUCUGGUCCGAGGUGCAAAAGAGCGAGGAUCUAUAAGCGCACACACUCAUCCACAUCUCGCACACUUCCACUGCCAGAAG
Drosophila obscura is the source of this 936-nucleotide messenger RNA. RefSeq lists its product as uncharacterized. The record is from RefSeq and is a predicted model, not a curated record. Lineage: Eukaryota; Metazoa; Arthropoda; Insecta; Diptera; Drosophilidae. The transcript has a single exon. Gene Ontology annotation, molecular function: RNA binding. The coding region runs from base 50 to 892 and encodes 280 amino acids.